Molecule: messenger RNA, 2129 nt
Organism: Nestor notabilis (Kea)
Lineage: Eukaryota; Metazoa; Chordata; Aves; Psittaciformes; Psittacidae
Gene: SLC15A1
Product: solute carrier family 15 (oligopeptide transporter), member 1
Exons: 22
Biological process (GO): transmembrane transport; oligopeptide transport
Cellular component (GO): membrane
Molecular function (GO): dipeptide transmembrane transporter activity
Source: RefSeq, a predicted model, not a curated record
CUGCUAAGAGCAACGGCAAGUCGCCAGGCUGCCUUGGCUACCCCUUGAGCAUCUUCUUCAUUGUCGUCAAUGAGUUCUGCGAGCGGUUCUCCUACUAUGGCAUGCGAGCGGUGCUUGUUCUGUAUUUCAAGUAUUUCCUGCAAUGGGAUGACAACUUGUCUACAGCCAUCUACCACACAUUUGUUGCUCUGUGCUACUUGACGCCAAUCCUUGGAGCACUCAUCGCAGACUCUUGGCUGGGAAAGUUUAAGACCAUAGUCUCCCUGUCCGUUGUCUAUACGAUUGGGCAGGCAGUCAUGUCUGUGAGCUCCAUAAGCGACCUGACAGAUCACAACUGGGAUGGCGUUCCCGAUAAUCUAUCAGUGCACAUUGCUCUGUCCAUGAUCGGCUUGAUCCUCAUUGCACUUGGUACUGGUGGGAUCAAACCUUGCGUGUCAGCGUUUGGUGGAGAUCAGUUUGAGGAUGAUCAGGAAAAACAAAGAACCAGAUUCUUCUCUAUCUUUUAUUUAUCCAUUAAUGCUGGAAGUCUCAUAUCUACUAUAAUCACCCCAAUUCUCAGAGCUCAAACUUGUGGCGUUCAUAGCAAACAGCGGUGUUACCCACUAGCUUUUGGAGUUCCUGCUGCCCUCAUGGCUGUCUCCUUGGUUGUGUUUGUAAUUGGAAGUGGAAUGUACAAGAAAGUUCAACCUCAAGGAAAUGUAAUGAUUCAAGUUUUCAAAUGCAUUGGAUUUGCAAUCCAAAACAGGUUCUGGCAUCGCAGCAAGGAGUUCCCCAAGAGAGAGCACUGGCUAGACUGGGCGAGUGAGAAGUAUGAUAAACGGCUGAUUGCUCAGACUAAGAUGGUGUUGAAGGUGCUUUUCCUUUACAUCCCUCUCCCCAUGUUCUGGGCACUUUUUGACCAGCAGGGGUCAAGAUGGACACUGCAAGCCACAACGAUGGAUGGGAAUUUUGGAUCUGUUCAGAUUCAGCCAGACCAAAUGCAGACUGUGAAUCCAAUCCUGAUUAUAAUAAUGGUCCCAGUUAUGGAUGCUGUGGUUUAUCCUUUAAUCAAGAAAUGCAAGAUCAGUUUUACGCCCCUGAGGAAGAUCACUGUUGGUAUGUUCCUUGCAUCUUUGGCUUUUGUUGCUGCCGCUCUUGUGCAAGUGCAAAUAGAUAAAACUCUUCCAGUUUUCCCUGCAGCUGGGCAAUCUCAAAUCAAAGUAAUAAAUCUGGGUACAGACAAUGUAAUAGUUCAGUUUGAGCCUCAACUUUGGAAUGUGACUGUCACGUCUAUGGAGUCGACUGGCUACAUGACAUUUGAGACUUCUCAGUUGCAAUCAGUAAGCAUAACUUCUGGAAACAAAAAUAGAACUGAAAUUGUCAAGUUGCCAGGGCAAAAUCGUCACACGCUUGGAAUCAAAACUACUGAGACAGAAGUCGUUACUAAAUGGCUGUUUGACAAUGUCACAUCAAAACCAGAAGAAGGAAAUAAUCUCAUCAGAUUCAUAAACAAUUUGCCUGAUGAUAUCAACAUCACUAUGGAAGACAUUUCUUUUGGAACAGUGAUGUCUCUUUCUGCCACUAAUUAUGCCUCCUUUCCAGGAGGAAGAAAAGAUACAAUUACAGCUACUAGAAAUUCAACCACUUGUUCAUUUACUUCAAAGGCAUUUGGAUUUGGCAGUGCCUAUACUAUUAUAAUUAAUGAGUGCACUGCUGACAACCAUAACAUAGUGUAUUCUGAAGAUAUCCCACCCAAUACAGUCCAUAUGGCUUGGCAGAUCCCUCAGUAUUUUAUUCUUACAUGCGCUGAAGUAGUCUUCUCUGUCACUGGGCUGGAGUUUUCAUACUCACAGGCCCCAUCUAAUAUGAAGGCAGUGCUGCAGGCAGGAUGGCUGCUGACAGUGGCUGUUGGUAACAUAAUUGUCCUUAUUGUGGCUGGAGCAUCCAAACUCAGUGAGCAGUGGGCAGAGUAUGUGCUGUUUGCUGCCUUGCUGUUGGCAGUUUGUGUCAUUUUUGCUGUCAUGGCUUAUUUUUAUACCUAUACUGACCCAAAUGAGAUUGAAGCCCAACUUGAUGAGGAAGAAAAGGAGCAAGUCAAAAAGGAUCAAGAUAUCUAUGAAAAGCAAGCCGAAGCUGUGUCUCGGAUGUAA